Messenger RNA from Anneissia japonica, 13585 nucleotides. RefSeq names its product kielin/chordin-like protein. The record is from RefSeq and is a predicted model, not a curated record. The transcript is spliced from 71 exons. NCBI's taxonomy places the organism in Eukaryota, Metazoa, Echinodermata, Crinoidea, Comatulida, Comatulidae. Bases 171 to 10541 code for a protein of 3456 amino acids. Gene Ontology annotation, molecular function: serine-type endopeptidase inhibitor activity; oxidoreductase activity; protein binding.
GGGUAAUCUGUUGAAUUGUUUUCCCAUUGGGCAAAUUUUAGAGUACGCUGCAGCUCCCCUCUCUGUAGCCUAGGCCCUGUUGCUGUGUUGCCGGUGUGCUACAUUUUUAACGAUUCGUUCCUGUGUUUUUGCAAGGAUUUUAAAUUCCGAAGGAUGCAAGGUUCUCUUAGAUGAGUUUCUUUUGUAACACCAUCAAGAUGGAUCCUAGGAAAAUCCAGUUUUUCUUCUGCACCUUGGUUCUUGUGCUGCUGACAUGUGGAAUCGAAGCGGAUAGGGGUGAAGUAAAAGGGAUUGACCUGCUUCAGGAAUUGCGGAUGAGCCAUGAUAUCCCCGGCAUAACCGAGUAUGAAGGGAUGCAUAAUGGUGCCACUGUCUGGCGUGCACGCUCGAUGCUCCGAAUCUUAUUAUUAUCAGAUUUUGAUUUUGACUACCUUCGGGAGCAGAUCUCAAACUCCUUCAGUAUAUUCUUUGUAGCGAAACAAAACAAGGAUACGUCUGGGAUUUUAUUUUCUGUUGUAUCAAAACAGCGAAAAACUUUCUUAUCACUUACAUCUGACCUAAAGUCUAGGAAUAUGACAUUGCAGUAUCGAAUCAAAGGUGACUCGCAUAUUUACAAGACCAGUAUCCCAACACCGUUUACAGACCCAAAGCAGUGGAACUAUGGGCUGUUGAUUUUAACCAAUGAUAAAGUCAAGUUGUAUUCCAAUUGCCAGGAUGUUAUGAAAUUUACACUGAAAGGAAAAAUCGAUUUUAACCCACCACAAAAUUCAUGGUUUUUUAUUUCUCAAGGUUCACUGGGUACGAAUAAAUUCUUGGGUUGGUGGGAAGAAUUACGUAUCUAUCCCAGAGCUUUGACCAGUCCCCCAUGGCAAUGCCAUGGAAACCAAGUUGAACGAUUGUCACAAGACGACCCCAAUGUUGAUGUUUCAAAGACUGUUGAACAGAGGGAGAUGGAUCAGAUGAAAUCUUACGUUGAACAGUUAUCUAGUAUGAUAACUGUUCUCAAUCAACAGAUAACUCAGUGUGAACAGGACCUUAUGUUCUCAACCCGUUGCGAGUGUGAACAGGUGGAGUGCGUGGUCAAUUCACAUAGGUAUCCUAGUGGAAAACUCUGGCAGCAAGACCCUUGCACCGCAUGUGUUUGUGAGAAUGGGGAGAUCACAUGCACUCUUUUGUCUGACAAGUUAGAAUGUCGUGACCCUUGCUCUCUUGACCCUUGUCAAAAUGGUGGCACAUGUACUGGCUAUCCUGGCUACCUAAACUUCACCUGUGCCUGUCCUCCUGACUGUUCAGGUAGCCAGUGUGAGCUGAGGGUCAGUUUCUGUAGCUUGAGCCCAACUGCUGGUCAGUGUGAAGUCUAUGUUCCAAGGUUUUAUUAUAAUAUGUAUGCUCAGAGUUGUGAAGAAUUUUCAGGGUGUGAUGGGAAUCAUAAAAACAAUUUUGAUUCUGUUGAGGCAUGCGAGAACCUAUGUAUGCGAGGUGCUUGCUGUCAACGUUUCUACAGAAGAGGGCGUGGUGGGAGCACUUACCGUGCAUAUAAUAUAGUUGAAGAUGAAUUGAAAUGUCAGGAAAAAAGCUUGGCGGAAUGUAAAGCCAUAGCAACGUUUAAUCCAUCAAGUGAUCGCAUCUCAGAAGUGAUGGCAUUCCACGUUGGCCAUUCCUGCUCUGGUGGUAUUUGCGAAUUAUCAAAGAAAUGCAUUGCGGGUAACAGCUCAUAUGAUGUUGGGGACAGUUUUAUGUCCGGAUGCGAAGAAUGUCAGUGUCAUCCAGAAGGCAUUAUUAAAUGCAGAUGUACAAAUUUGGUAGUCCGAAAGGAAAUUAGAGACAUGACAACAGAAGAAAUUGAGGCAUUCCAGAGAGCUGUACAAGUGUUGCGCAAUUCAGGACCGGGUAAUGAAUGGGAGCAGUUCCGCGAUCUUUACAGCCGUCACGUCAUGCAUGCACACUCCACUCCUUUCUACUUGUUGUGGCAUCGCGUGUUUCUACGUACUGUAGAAAGACGGUUACAGGAAAUAGAUUGUUCUGUUGCUCUCCCUUACUUUGAUUUUACUACUGACGUUCAAAACUUUUCCCGUGCCAUCAUUUGGCAACCAAACUACUUUGGUGGUGAUGGAGAUGGAGGUUGUGUUCCCGAUAAUCCUUUCCGUGUCUCCGGCCCUUGGGAUCCAUGUAUUGUACGCAAAUUUCAGUCAAACAUCAACCUUCCAACGAAAGUUGAUAUCGCUCGUGCUUUAGUGAAUUCCGAUUUUGAUGCCUUCACAAAGUCAAUACAGAUGUAUAUUAGCUAUGUGUUUGCUUUCACCGGUGGACAAAUGAGCUCGUCCAUGGCCCCGUACGACCCCUUGUUUUUCGCUUUCCAAUCGUAUGUCGAUAUGCUGUAUUGGAGGUGGCAGCAAUAUCAUGGCAAGGAGAUUUACCCACAAUUCCUUAGGAAUGUUAAGAUGGUUCCUUUCAACCUACGACCCAUAGAUUCUUUUGAUACCGAAGGACAGCUGUGUGUUACGUAUGCCUUGCCAACGUUUGGAGAUCCGUGCAAUAUCACAGAUCCAUUAUUCAACUCGGAAGGCUUUGAUAAAUACGGAUUUGACAGGAAUGGGUUUAAUCGUGAUGGAUAUGAUAGAUUCGGUUUUGACAUUCAUGGAGUUGAUCGCAAUGGUCGUGAAGAUCGCCGUGACAUCUAUAUCUACUCAGGAUAUGAUUUUGAGGGUUAUGACCGAACUGGCUAUGAUCGUAGGGGAUUCAACCGCUAUGGAUUUGAUCGAAGUGGAUUUAACAGGGAUGGUUACGACAUUAAUGGCUACGACAUUUAUGGAUACAAUCGCUAUGGCUACAAUCAAUCUGGUUAUGAUCAACGUGGUUACAACCAGUACGGCUAUAAUAGCAACAACGAACCUGAUGUAACCAAUUAUUACAAGAACGGUGGUUUCAGUGACCGCUGUUUCAACCGUGCUGGUUUAAAUCAAGCAGGAUACGACCAGUAUGGAUUCACUAUACAAAGAUACAAUCAGGAAUUCUGUAAUUAUGCAUUCCUGGGUCCGCAUAUUUUAUGGAUCUCGUAUCGUCUUGACCAGGUCUUGUUUGUCCAAACAGUGCGGUUUUUAGAGACUAUAUUGCGUGUUUGCCCGCCUUUGACACAGUUGCCAAAUGUGUGGUUUGAACAAACAUGGACGAGUCAACAAAAAGUGGUUUCCAUACCGCAAGGAUCUGUAACAAGAUUUCCUGCGUCUGUGUAUACUUCCAGUUUUUGUUUUGAAGUAGAGUCGUUGCUUAGUAACUGUGUUUGCGAGGAGAGCUACGCCACAUGCUCCUUCAACCCAUGUACCAUCAACACUUGCCGGGCUUACCCCUCCGCUGUCUGCGUUAUAGACGUAUGCGGUGGCUGUAGUGCUAAAUGGUUUGAUAAUGAUCAAAUUGUGAAUUGCAAAGGUGAACUGGCACCAGAUGGGUGUACUGUUGGAACCAUGAAUUAUGAUCAUGGGGAAACAUGGAAGACAGAUUACUGCACAACCUGUACUUGUGAGAGAAGUCAAGUUUCCUGUGAAAGUGAGAUCUGUCCAACUACAUCUAGCUGUUCUCAUCCUGGUAAAAGAUCAAGUGAAUGCUGCUCGGUCUGCAAAGACUGUCAGUAUCAGGAUUUCUUCAUCAGAAAUGGUGGCAGUGUUAUUCUGGAUGAAAAUAGUUGUGAAACCUGCCAUUGUCAGGAGGGCAAUGUAAGGUGUGAGAGGCUACCUUGCCCAGAUGUUCAUUGUGAAAACCCCAAGAUACCCAGGAAUGGUUGCUGCCCUACUUGUGAUGGCUGUGAUUAUAACGGAUCUCGGAUGGCUAGUGGGGAAUCGGUACCUUUCGGUGAUUGUGAGACAUGUACAUGCAUGUCUGGAAACGUCACUUGCGAGAAGCUCUGUCCUAAAUUAACGUGUGAAAAUCAGUUUAUACCCCCGGGUAACUGCUGCCCUCAAUGUCCAGAUGGCUGUCAGUAUGAAGGGAUGACGUUCAGGAAUGGAGAGUUCUUUACACCGAUGUCAAAUCCGUGUCUGCGAUGUUCCUGUAUGGAUUCUCUUGUGAGAUGCAACCCCACUAAAUGUGAAGACCCGGGUUGUGACAACCCGGUCACAAUAUUGGGAAGCUGCUGUCAAACCUGUAGCGACAAAUGUGUUUACAAUGGUAGAAUUUAUGAAGAUGGUCAGACAUGGGUGUCAUCUAAUCAGUGUCAGGAUUGUACAUGUCAAGGGUCAGAGGUUGUCUGUGUAGAAGCACAGUCCUGUCAACAAACUUGCGAGAAUGGAUACAUUAGACCAGGCCAAUGUUGUUCUGAUUGUUUUGUAAAUACUUGUGGACAUGUUCCCUUUAAUAUGGGAUUGUGCAAUUUAUCUGACAAUCAUAGAAGCCAACUUUACUAUGUUUUUUUUUGUCUGUGUGUGCGUAAUUUCACCUCAGACUGUAAAGAUCAGUUUGGUGUGCUGCACCCCGAAGGAUCGUCAUGGAUACCGUCACAUGACAUGUGUCAGAAUUGUUCAUGCUAUGAUGGCCGUGUCACAUGUGACAUCAUAGAAUGUAACCACAUGUGCGAUUACCCAAUCUUUAAGCCCGAGCAAUGUUGCCCUGUGUGUGAAGGUUGCUUUUACAAUCAACGUGAAAUAGCGAAUGGUGCUACGUUUAGUGGGCCAAGUGGUCCGUGUGAGCAGUGUGUAUGCCGCGGUGGAACUGUGUCCUGUAGUACCAUCCAGUGUGGGCAGACAGCCUGCCAACAUCCUGUCGUCUCACCCAGUGAAUGUUGCCCUGUUUGUGAAGAUUGCUACUACGAACAGCAGCUUUAUACAAAUGGGCAGAGAUUUACCAGCGCUGGUUGCCAGGAUUGCAUGUGUAGGAGUGGAACGGUUGACUGUCAACAGUUAAAUUGUCCUGUGGUUAGAUGUGAUUAUCCAAUUCAGAGGCCAGGACAAUGCUGCCGUCAAUGUGAUGGUUGUGAUUAUAAAGGAGUGCUAUACAGGAAUAAAGAAGAGUUCCGAGAUAAUGUUACAUGUAGGGAUUGCCAAUGCAGUGAUGGAUAUGUCAGUUGUACCCGUGUACAAUGCCAGUCAAUUCCUUGCCAGUAUCCAAUGAUCCCUCCUGGCGGUUGUUGCCCGGAGUGUUCAGGCUGUGAUUAUAAUGGAAGAUCACAUGGAAAUGGGGAUGUAUUUGUGGGAAUCGAUCCAUGCGAAAGUUGUAAUUGCCGGGAAGGUGAGGUCCAGUGCCAGAGAAUUCCGUGUCCUCCAGUGAGGUGUACACAUCCGAUCAAACGACCUAAUGUGUGUUGCAAAUCCUGUGAAGGUUGUGAAUUUGAAGGUAGAUUUUAUCGAAAUCUUGAAAGAAUCCCUCGUGAUGAUAUAUGUGAAGAGUGUACCUGUUCCCAAGGUAGCGUGGAUUGUCGAAGACAACAUUGCAAACCACCUGACUGCCAGUACCCACGUAUGGAUAGCAGUGAUUGCUGCGCAGAUUGCAGAAAUGGGUGCACCUACAAUAGCAGUAACUACGACAAUGGUGAGAAAGUUAUGGAAGAUAGAUGCCAAACAUGUAUGUGUAUGGAAGGCGAAUUGAUGUGCAAUAAUGUCACCUGUGAAAUCCCAACAUGCACCAAUCCAACACUCCCUGCUGAUGCUUGUUGCCCAGUUUGUGAAGAGUGUGAAUACAAUGGUAUUACAUAUGAAAAUGGAAGAGUAAUUCCAACAAAUAAUUAUUGCGAAGACUGUCGCUGUAUCAGUGGAUUGGUGACGUGCUAUCCAGUUGAAUGUCCUACCUUACUAUGUUCGCACCCGGGACGAGUCACCAAUCAGUGCUGUAGUGUUUGUGGACCAUGCGAGUACCAGAGACGGAACAUUGAAAACCGUCGACGAUUUCAAGACCCACAAGAUCCAUGCCUGAUCUGUAUUUGUGAGGAUGGCUCUGUGACCUGUCAAAGGACGACUUGUGAACCAGUUGAUUGUCCAAAUUCUUUAAUUCCUGAUGGAGAAUGCUGUCCUGUCUGCCAGGACUGUACCUAUGGUGGAAUUUUGUACCUUGAUGGCAAAAUUUUCCAAUCACCCUUAAACCCAUGUGAAACAUGUUUGUGCAUGAGUGGGAGAGUGCAAUGUCAAGAACAAUCCUGCCCAUCAACUCCAUGUACGCAUCCUUACAAAGACCCGGCUGCCUGCUGUCCUCUCUGUGAUCACUGUUUGUAUGAUCAGCGGUUCAUCAGGAAUGGGCAAGUGUUUGUUGACCCAACGGACCAGUGUAGGCGGUGCCAGUGCAUUGUAAGAUGUACAUACCAUGGACUUGAAUAUGAAAAUCGUCAGUCGUUUGAAGAUCCGUUUGACCAGUGCAGGCAGUGUGUUUGCCUGAAUGGAGAGGUUGAAUGUCAGGAUCGUCCGUGUUCACCUGUGUCUUGUCCAGGAUCAAUUGUUCCCAGAGUAGCCCAGGGUGAAUGCUGUCCCAGGUGCCUCGAUUGCACAUAUGGUGGUAGAGUAUAUCGCAACGGCGACUCGUUCCCUGAUCCACGUGAUAAUUGCAAUACUUGUCUGUGUCUUGUUGGAUUUGUUGAGUGUCAGCCACGAGAGUGUCUGCCAGUCAACUGCCGCAAUCCUAUUGUUAGGGAAUGCUGCCCAACAUGUGAUGGUUGUUCCUAUGGAAGUGUUGAUAUAAGAGAAGGCCAAGACUUUGAGGAUCCCAGCGACAAAUGCCGUAGAUGCCGUUGCAAUGGUGGCAAUAUUGAGUGUGAGGACAUAAUUUGCCCUGACCUCGCCUGCCGUAACCAAAGGAAACCACCAGGGGAAUGCUGUGCCACCUGUAUUGAAGAUUAUCCGUGCGUUCUCCAUGGUGUACAAUUUCCAUCUGGGGAAAGCAUUCCAAACCCAAAAAACAAUUGCGAAAAUUGCUACUGUGAUAAUGGCCUGAGAACCUGCCAAAUUAUACCAUGUCCCUCAACAAAUUGUCCAUACCCCUUGCGAGGGCAGUGUUGCCUCACUUGUGAAGAUGGGUGUACGUAUGCUGGUAUUGACUACACAACUGGAACUACUUUUCCUGCUGACAGCAGUGAUCCGUGUCAGAUUUGUACAUGCACAAGAGGGUUUGUGAAUUGUGAGAAAACCACUUGCCCCUCUCAGCCAUGUUUCCACCCUGUUAAAGAAGCCAGCCAGUGUUGUCCAGUGUGCAAUGAUUGCUUAUAUGAGGGUCGUCAUUACAGAAAUGGGGAAACAUUUAACGAUACCCUGGACAUUUGUCGCCAGUGUAUGUGUUUGAAUGGCAAUGUAAACUGUGCCACCAAACAGUGUAUGACAGCUCUGUGUACGCAUCCUGCCACUGAUCGUUGUGGUUGCAGAGAGUGCAAUGAUUGUAUGUUGGAUGAGGUGGUUGCUCGAAAUGGACAGAUAUUUGACAAUCCGAAUGAUAAGUGCCAGGAUUGUCUCUGCCUUGAUGGAUAUGUACGAUGCACAGAUAAGCAGUGUCCUACUCUGUCCCCCAUGUGCCUUGACCCUAUUAAGUUGCCUGGAGAGUGCUGUCCAUCUUGCAGAAAAAUGGGCUGCAGUGACCGAGAGGAACUCGAUCCGUGUGAAGAAUGUAAUUGCGUGAAUGGACAGUGGUCAUGUAGCCGCAGGGAGUGUGUACUGCCCUCGUGUCCACAUCCUGGUCGUGGAAUGUGCUGCAUGGAAUGCAACGGCUGCACAUACAAUGGUAAGCCUUGGGCCAAUGGAGAUGUGUUUUCAGAUCCAGCUGAUGGUUGCAGAAGCUGUCAGUGUAGCAAUGGAACUGUAAAUUGCUCUCAUCCAGUCUGCGAGGCACCACAAUGUAGAAAUCCCGUCGUGCCUGCUGGUCAGUGUUGUCCAAUUUGCAUUGGAACGUGCAAUGUUGAUGGUUUAGAAGUUGAUAAUGGUGAGACCUACACACCAGCAUCUGAUCCAUGUGCCUCAUGUACAUGUAGGAAUGGCCAAGUUUUCUGUAAAACAGUUCAAUGUCAACAAUAUUGUACUCACCCUCAACUACAGCCAGGCGACUGCUGUCCUACCUGCAUAGACUGUUACUAUAAUGGAAUUGUGUAUCAAAAUAAUGAAGUGUUUGUACCACAAAAUAAUAACUGUCAAGAAUGCAUUUGUCAGAAUGGUAAUGUAGUCUGCGACCAAGUUCAAUGUCCACUUCUGCCAUGUCCGAACCCUAUCAAUGUGCCCAACCAAUGCUGCCAGAUGUGUCCCGUUUGCAUGUUCCGUGGAUAUGAAUAUUUAGAUGGCGCAUCUUGGCUGGUUGAAGGUGAUUCCUGUACUCAAUGUGAAUGUAUAGGUUCAACAGUUUCUUGUGGACGACUUGAGUGCCAGGAAGCAGAUUGCAGCCACCCAGUCCCAGGUGCAUGCUGCCCUCUAUGUGAGAGUUGCCUGUUUGAGGAGAAAAUCUACAACAAUGGUGAAAACUUCAGACCUGAUAACUGCAGGAACUGUCUUUGUUCAGAAGGCAACAUUCAGUGCAUUGUAAAAACGUGCCCCCAACUCACUUGUCUGGAUAAAGUACAAGUCCCAGGAGAAUGCUGUGAAAAAUGUAGAGGUUGUAUCUAUGAGAAUGUUGAGUAUGCUAGUGGAGAAUCAUGGAAAGCUAAGUCUAACCCUUGUCUGUCUUGUAACUGCCAUGAGGGAACCACCAUGUGUACUGAACUACAGUGCAUAAUUCCUGAUUUCUGUUCUAAUCCUGUUAUGGUGGAGGAUCAGUGCUGUCCCAUAUGCCCAGGGUGUGAGAUUAAUGGUGUGACCUACGACGAAGGCGAAAGAUUUCAACCCAGCAAUGACCCAUGUGAAACCUGCUACUGCAUAAAUGGUUUGACCUGCUACAGAGAGCCUUGUCCGUCGUUAGUGGAUUGUCCAAGUGAAAAUGUCGUACCGCCUGCUCCUGGGGAAUGCUGCUCUUCGUGUAAUGCAGCAUUAUCUCUGAAUUUCAACUGUUCUCUACAAAAUAUUGGCAUGACAAUGAAACCAUUUGGCAAUAAAUGUUAUACUUGUCAUUGUGCGGAAGUUGGUCGCUGGGACUGCAGAAUGCAAAUGUGCCCAGCACUUGACUGUCCAAUCAGAGAACAGAUUUCAAAUCCAGGCGACUGCUGCCCCCAUUGUGAAGUAUGUUAUGUUGAUGAACUUGGUGAUGUGUUAGUUUACCUGAAUGGUGAGACAUGGAAAGAUCCAAGGAAUAUUUGCGCCACCUGUACUUGUAAUCGAGGUACAGUCAGUUGCCAGAUGGACCAGUGCAGACCACUGAACUGUGGAGAAGGCUUUGUUGAGCAUCUUCCUAAAGGGGCUUGCUGUUCUGUGUGCCGAGCCAGUGAAAGUCCAUGUAAUUUUGAUGGUUUGCUGUAUCAGCCUGGUGAACAGUGGAAGCGGGAUGAAUGUACAUCAUGUCUAUGCAAUCAGGGAGAGACUCGCUGUGUUCGAACAAAAUGCCGUCAGCUUAGCUGCAAAUCAGAUGAGAUCUUAUACCUGCCACCUGGCCAGUGCUGUCCAAUGUGUAUGACAAAGCCUGGAACAUGUGUUGCAUUUGGAGAUCCUCACUACAGAACCUUCGAUAACAAGAUGAUUCACUUCCAAGGAGCAUGCCGCUACAUCAUGGCAAUGGACUGCGAGAAUGAAGACUUUGUCGUUGAGGUGAAGAAUGACAACCGGGGGCAGAAUGGAGUGUCAUGGACCGAAGAGGUCACAGUGAUGAUCGGAGGUCAUGAGAUUGAAAUAGGUCAAGGUGGUGUUGCAAAGGUUGAUGGAUUCAAUGUGAUGCUGCCAUAUCUUCUUGCUCCUCAUUUUUCAAUUGAAACUCAAGGCAACAAUUUCUACCUAACAACAAAUGUUGGAUUAAAGGUGCUAUGGGAUGGUCGGAGUUACUUAGAGGUCAGUGUUCCAGGGUCAUAUGCCACCAAGACUUGCGGUCUGUGCGGCAACUUCAACGGGUACCAUCAGGAUGAUCUUAAACUACGAUCUGGACGCUUUACAAGUUCUGUAGCCGAAUUUGGAAAUAGUUGGAAGACUGAGGAUUACAGUAAUGGUAAUUGUGAAGUAGAAGACAUUGACCCCUGUGCAUCAGCAUCGUACAUGGCAAGAACGAUGGUGAAUGCAAAAUGUGGCAUUCUCAAGUCACCUCGCUUUGCACAAUGUCACGUUGCCAUUCCACCAGAGGACUACUUCGCAUCCUGCGUGUAUGACCUGUGUGCGUGUGGAUCAAGUGAUACAUGUUUGUGUGAUGUGUUAUCCGCUUACGCUGCCGAGUGCAGGCAGAUUGGCAUUAAUCUUAACUGGAGAACGGCUUCACUUUGUGCUGUCAACUGCCCGAAAGAUCGUGGUUUUACCUUUGAUGAAUGUGGCCCAGCGUGCCCUAAAACGUGCGAAAACAAAGAUCUGCCAUUGUCUGCUAUAAACGACCGGUGUCUGCGACCAUGCGUCCCCGGUUGUAAUUGUGCAGCCAGUCGUGUCUUGCAUAACGGCAGCUGUAUCAAGGCAGAGGAGUGUCCAAUAUUUGUAGGAAAUGCUACAAUCGUUGAGCAACCUGAGGAAAUCGAUAUGAAUAAUGGAUGAAAAAAUAAAUCACCUAGUGUAAGCUAAGUUAUCAAAUUCCAAAAAGGCCUUGCGCAUCAUGCAUUGCAUCAGAAAACACUGCUGGAAUAAAUAUAUAUUUGUAAUUUAUACUUUUUAAAAACUAUUUUAUUUUUAUAUGAUUAUUAUACAUGAUUUUCUAAGGGAUAGAAGAAGUAUAAAGGGUUAUAAAGUUCAUUUUUUUCACUCUGCAAACAGAAUUUAGUCAACAGUUCACAAAUUUUCUAUCAAUGAUUAUUAUGAUGAUGAUAAUAAUAUCAACAUAUUUUUAUCAUUUUCAAUAUUUAAAAUCAUGGACUGUUUUAUCUAAUACUCAUAGAAUCUUGCAAUGUAGUUAGGUAAUUAAUCAUGAUUAAUUUUAAUUGUAAAUAUUAAACAUUUUAGACACUUCAUCGGUGCUAAAAAAUUACGAAUAAUACAGUAACUAUUCUCAUAAUUAAAAGAAUCAUCUCAGUAAUUAUCAUGAUAAUCAUCAUGAUAUUUAUAAUCUUCUUCAUCAACAUCAUAUUCAUAAAUAUAAUCAUCAUUUUCAUAAUCAUAACUGUGAACAUAAUAAUCAGUGGCGUAUCUAGGGAUAUUGAAAUGGGGUUGCUGAUAAGGAGGGGGAGUGAAGAUGGAGUGAGAGGGCUCAAUGUUAAAGCAAGGGGGUGCUAGCUGACAAAACAAGGUGGUAUAAGGCGAUUUUUCACUACUUAGAACUGAUAUUUUUAUUUAUAAAAAAUUUCAGAGGGCGACUGGUGGGGGGGGAGGUGCAAGCUUUUUUCGGGUGGAGGGGGAAUUUACUUCACCUAGAUAUGCCACUGAUUAUAAUAGUUCAUUAUCAACAUAAUAGGCACAGUUAUAUUAGUUUCUGUAGUAGGUUGGCCUUGUUUAAUGAUUACUAUCUUAUUUCAAACAGUUCAUGAAAGCAUACCUACAUAUCUUUAGACAGACCAUCAGCCAGUUCCAAAAUAUAUUUUAAUGUAAUAUGUGGCCUAUCUAUAUUUUCCUUCUUAUUUGUGAUUAAAAUUAUUGAUUAAUUGACUUAAAAAUUAUUGUCUUAACUUGCCUAAGUCAACUUCAAAUAAUUUCGAUCUUAUUCUACAUGCCAAAUAGUUGUGUUUUUCAUUAAUUAAUGAUCUGUAUGUCAAAUUUUAUCUAAGUCGAACAAUUUUUCAAUGGCAUUUUGAAUUCGACUUGGGCAAGUUCAACUGUAUAUAUACUGUUCUACAUUAACUCAGUACACAAAGGAGUGUGAAACAACUCGGAAGAAAGUGAUGCAAGCCAUCAUUUUAGAUUUUAUUUAUUUAUCAUCAAUUUAAGAAUCAAAACCUGUCAAUCAAGCUGUAUAAUCAGUAACAUAUUUUUUAUAUGUGUUUCCUUGUAUGAAUACUGACUGCCUAUCUAUUUGAUAUACAACUAGGUAAUCCAAGAGUAUAUAUUUUAGUAUGUACAUUUUUUUAUGUAUUAAUUUAGUAUUGGUAUUUAGGUAAUUUCAUACAGUGACUUAAUAUUGACUCUGACAUGACAAUAUUCAACAUGGCAUGUUCUAAUAAUUCAAGUUAUGCUUUCUUGUUUUCUUUUCUCUUUUAUAUAUUCAUAUUUUGUAAUGUCAAAAGUAACAUAUAUUUUAUGAAAAAAUACCAGUGCUGCAGACACAAACUUUAAAAUCUUCAACAGGGUGUGUUACCAUAAUUUCCUCUAUGCUCUUCAUUUUAAUGCAUGUAUGUUCAGUGAAACACAUAACAUAUUUUUAAUAAUUAUCAAAUCUUUUAACAACUGUAUAUGAUUCUUCAUUUCUAUUUUACAUAUCCUAUGUAUUGAUAAAUAAUUAAUUGUGUUCUCAAAUGUGUAGCUAAAAGAAUUGUAAAUGGCUUAAUUUUUACUGUACGAUAAGGUGACCACUGAUUUCAUUAUUUGUUAUCAUGCUAAGAUAAAACAACAAAAAAUAAUAAUCAAAAUUAUAUUGGUUUUUCUAUGCAAAUAUUGUAUAAAGUGAAGAUGCAGAAGAUGCAGAAUCAUAAAAUAUUUAUAAUCAGUGACUUGGUAUAAGUAAAAAUAAAAUAAAAUUCAACAGUGAUGUUGUUAGUCUAUGAGUGACAUACUUACCUUACCUUAUAUAAUUAUCCAUGAAAUACACAGGUUGGCUUAUGAAUAAAUUAAAUCAGCCUCCAAUCCAAUGGUGCUAUUCAAAUAUUGUCUUUCCAUAUUGACAAGUACUAUUUCUAUUAAGUUUAUUUUCAGGUAUAUUGCCAUUUUCGUUACAACAUUAAUAUUAUAUUAAAAGAUAAAUUACAUAAUAUUAAAUUAUUUCUCUCAAUAUAGAUUUAUACAUUUUUUAUUUCAUUUAUAUACAUUAAAGUGGUGUAUUGUUGAAGAAUUGGUUGGCGUAUACUCUUCGGAUGCAUAUUGUUACAUAUAGCCUAUUUCUGAUGCAGAAGGACAUUGGGAGCACAUUCUUUCAUUUUUUGCUGCCAAAAUUCUUUUAUAAAACUUUCUUUUUUAAAACACUCUGAAUUGUUGGCACAGCCCCAUUGUGUUCCCCUGUUUUUCUAAUUAUAUCUGCUUGUAGUCAUUAUAUUUUUUUACACCAGUCACUAUAGUAAGCCUUUGUAGGGCAAUGAUGAAAAAUAAUUACUUGUAGGCAAGAUUAUUGUCUUAAAACAAAUAUACUAGACAUACUUAAUGACAAACUAUAAUUUGUACAGUACACCAGACAAUACACUAAAUAACAUGACUGAAGGGGUGUAAUUUUUUUUUUCCUCAGCUUCCUGGAUUUUAGAUGAAAUUAAUGUAUUUAAUUUGUACAUUUACAAAUGCACAAUUCAUUAAUUCACUAUGCAUGUUUAAAAUUGCUGAUGGUGUAUAGUUUAAAUAUUGGAAUACAACAUUUGCACACGUGCAUUGCAUGUGUAAAGUGCUUUUUAAUUCUCUCACCCAUCAGUUAUUUUUAUAGGUCAAAAUGAGAGUAGUAUUUUAUCUCUUGUACUUAGAAUUAUAUAAACUGUAUGUAGUGUUUAAUAAAAUCAAUAUACAGUAUACCAAUA